ACCGGGAAGGUUAAUCCAGCUUGGACCUCUACCACCACUGCGUUACUCAUCAUUUGCAGGACUGAGUACCGCGACUUUGUUUCCAAGGAUCCUUACUGUGCUCCCGAUAUUCACAUAUUAGCUGUUGGUCACCAGCGCCGCGGUAAUUGCUGCGCUGCACUCUCCAUCGCGGUCACAACACAACUUGAAUCACAUUGUAGGCACUUUCAUCUGGCAAUGCGGCGGCAUGCUGCGGACUGGGAAGACAUAUGCUCAGCGCAUAAUGGCAUGGCUUCUCAGGUAAUUAUCAGCACAUCCCACGCAGUCAAUGUCGUGCUGUCAACCCAGGAUGAGCACGGAACAAAACACGGUACCUUCCACAAUUUCAUCAGAUACAGCCGUGGUUCAUACACAAUAUGACAUGGACAACGUGCCAACCGUGCCAGGUCCUGGCUGGACACGAUUCAUAUGUAUCAGUGAUACACAUAGCCGCACAUUCCAGAUCCCCCCUGGUGACGUUCUUCUGCACGGCGGUGAUUUAACUCAAACUGGUACCUUCAAACAAUUUGAAAGUACUGUCAAUUGGUUAAAGGGUCUUCCUCACCCCAAGAAAAUUAUCAUUGCCGGAAAUCACGAUCUGUCAUUGGACCAUCAUGACGAAUGGUAUGAUACACAUUAUCAGCGUUGGCAUGGUCAAGAAAAAGAGGACGUCCAGGCCAUUCGCGAACUCUUAGUUGGCAGGGAAGCGAAGGCUUCCGGCCUAGUCUACCUUCAAGAGGAGGUAUUUCAGUUCCGAACCAAAGAAAAUGGAAGGCUAUGGUCUGUGUACGGUUCACCGUGGUCGCCGUAUUUCGCAGGAUGGGGUUUCAAUUAUCGCAGGAACGAGGCACAAAGAUUCGUCUCUGCUAUACCUAAGAGCGAUAUUAUGUAUGUUAUUUCUGACUAUUCUCGUCACAUUCUUGUCUGGUCCAGAUCACGACGUUAUCAUAGUCUCACCCAUGGUCCGCCCUUUGGCAUAUUUGAUAGAGUCACAGCGGGAGACCGUGUAGGCUGUGAAGCUCUUGCGGACCGAUUAGUCGAGCUGCGACCGCGACUACAUGUCUUUGGUCAUAUUCACGAAGACCACGGAGCCGUGGUUCAUGAGUGGCCUUCCCAUGAACACGAUAUCAGCUCCGGUGCAAUGACGGUUGACGGCGAAGUACGGACCGUGUUCGUGAAUGCAGCGAACUGGCCUAUGGGACCGAAGGCAUGCCCUCAGGCAAGCGAGCAAAGUUCGGAAUGGGUCCAUACUCUCCUGUCAUUGUGGAUCUGAAGAACUAGAUAAACAACUUUAUGCACCGACUCGGUAGAAUAAUACUGAGAAGACCUGUGAAGUGUCAUCUCUGCAAAUCUGACGUCAGUAGUCGGCUGCGAGCAGCGCCCAUUCGUAUAAUUUCAUUAUAUGCCCUGCUCAGCGUAGCAUUCCCUUAUGCGUGAUAGUAAAAUUUUGUUUCUAUUUGACUGAAUAUGCACGACGUGUGGCGUAUACUUACCAUGUGUAGCUGCCUCGGUGUGAUAACUGGCGUGGAAUAUUUUGUCUACCCACGUCAUGCUGU
Somion occarium is the source of this 1574-nucleotide messenger RNA. NCBI's taxonomy places the organism in Eukaryota, Fungi, Basidiomycota, Agaricomycetes, Polyporales, Cerrenaceae. The record is from the annotation of a GenBank genome assembly.